AUGUCAGACCUCAGAGAAGAUGGCGAACUAGAGAGCGAUCACAUGGUUGACUUUUCGCUAAUGAACAACCGACUUCACUCAUUCAAUGGCUCCAGUCUGUCCAAACAGGUGCCCGCAGAGCGACUGGCACGGGCUGGUUUCUACUUUACCGGAGAAGGCGAUCGCGUUCGUUGUUUUAGUUGUAAGAUGACAGUAGAAAACUGGUGCAGAGGCGACACACCUGUAGAAAGGCAUAAGGAGGUUUCCCCAUUGUGCAAGUUUCUCAGAUGCACCCAUUGCACCAAUUUCCAGCACAGUUCACAGCUGACUGGCUCCAGAUACAAUGAGGAAGCCGAGGACAUGGAAUAUCGUUUGAGAACGGGGGAAGUGGUUGACGAAACCACCUACCCAAUGGUUCCUCACAUGAGGAGGGAGGAGGCCAGACGUCAGACAUUUUCCUCUUGGCCGUCCGAUCUUCCUGUGACACCCAGAGAUCUGGCCCAAGCUGGCCUCUACUACUUGGGCCAGGGCGACAGGGUGCAGUGUUUUUGUUGCGGUGGCAUGCUCGGGGGCUGGGAGGCAGGAGACACGGCCUGGGGUGAACAUAGCAAACAUUUUCCCUGUUGCUUCUUCAUCCUUGGCCAUGAUGUGGGAAACAUCCCAUCUGAGGACAGUACAGGAGAGGAGAAUCACCGCAGUCCACCUCAAGUAAAUACUCUCAGCCCUAUGGGGAGUUUGGAAGAAAGGCUGGGCAGCUUUGCGGGGAUCCGGCACCCAAUAGAUCAUGCUCGACUUGCAACGGCUGGCUUCUACAGCACUGGGACAGGAGACAUGGUGAUGUGUUUUCGUUGUGGUGGAGGAUUAAAAAGCUGGCAGCCUGAUGAAGACCCGUGGGAGGAGCAUGCCAGAAGUUACCCUGGAUGCAGCUACUUGCUGGAAGAAAAAGGAGAAGAAUUUAUCAACAGCAUCCAGCUACAAGACCCUCAAAGAGAUAAUGCUAGCCAAAGUAACCAGAAUGGAUUCACAACAUACAGAAACGAUGAGGACCCAUUAGAGACAUUAAGGAAACUGCAGAGGGAAAAACAGUGCAAAGUAUGUAUGGACAAAGAUACUUGCAUCGUCUUCAUCCCGUGUGGUCAUCUGGCCACAUGUGAGGACUGUUCACAGACACUUACUAAGUGCCCAAUUUGUUGUGGGGCCAUUACGCAGAAGGUCAAGACUUACAUUGCUUAA
Nerophis lumbriciformis (worm pipefish) is the source of this 1212-nucleotide messenger RNA. Lineage: Eukaryota; Metazoa; Chordata; Actinopteri; Syngnathiformes; Syngnathidae. The record is from RefSeq and is a predicted model, not a curated record.